Molecule: messenger RNA, 1115 nt
Organism: Oenanthe melanoleuca
Lineage: Eukaryota; Metazoa; Chordata; Aves; Passeriformes; Muscicapidae
Exons: 11
Coding region: 25-1068 (347 amino acids)
Source: RefSeq, a predicted model, not a curated record
AGUCAUCUGGAGAGACGCCGUGAGAUGGAAAGACAGACUGUGCUCAAGGAAGCAUUUCCCGGAGGAAGCAGUGGCACAUUGGUAGCCUCUGCUGAAGGAAGGGAGGUGAUGCCCAACACAGUCACAGGAGAUGAGCAUGCUAGGAAGUCUCCUCCAACACCCUUGCUUCAUGAAGAUUUGCUUCUUCUGGAGCCUGCUGCAGGUGUGUCUGCAGGGAAGAGACUUCAAGAUGCUUUGCUCAUUGCUUCAGGAAAGCCCAAGUCCCAUCACAGGGGUCUGCCAAGUGGGAGGAACAAAUCUACAAAUUUAUUCCUGAAGGCAUCCAAACACCUGGAAGAAAACCUGAGUCAUCUGGAGAGACGCCGUGAGAUGGAAAGACAGACUGUGCUCAAGGAAGCAUUUCCCGGAGGAAGCAGUGGCACAUUGGUAGCCUCUGCUGAAGGAAGGGAGGUGAUGCCCAACACAGUCACAGGAGAUGAGCAUGCUAGGAAGCCUCCUCCAGCACCCUGGCUUCAUGAAGAUUUGCUGCCUCUGGAGCCUCCUGCAGGUGUGUCUGCAGGGAAGAGACUUCAAGGGGCUUUUCUCACUCCUUCAGGCAAGCCCAGCUCCCAUCACAGGGGUCCACCAAGAGGGAGGAACAAACCUACAGAUUUGUUCAUGAGGGCAUCCAAACACCUGGAAGAAAACCAGAGUAAUCCGGAGAAACGCUAUGAUGCAGUCGGUGUCUCAAGACAUGAUAAAACUAUGUGGAAAAGGAUGAGAAGUGUUUUCUGCUGGGAAACACAUUGUUUGCUGAAGUUAAUGGCCAUUGUGGCUGGUGGGGCACUGCUCCUGAUGAUGUGUUUUGCCGGAAUCUGGUAUUGCUACAAGAGGAAACAGUGCUCCUGUGCAGAUACAGAAGAGCAGCCCAAGAGCUCAGGCAGCAACAAAUUGCCUCAUGACAGUUCUUCACGCCUGUCCCCAUGUGCUCUGCCGUGGCUAUAUCCCUGUCUGCGGUGCACCCCAGCCCCUCCAAAACGAGAACCCCUGCCCCCGAGCCCCUUGGCCCUGCUCCCCGGCCCAGGCUGAAGUUGGGCAGCCCCUGGUUUAUGUUCAAAUAAAGAAGUUGCGUUUUC